UUCCCAAAUCUCGCGAGACUUCGCUCCCUUCUGUUGAAAGCGCAGACCGCUACGGUCCUCCUGUUGUACCCACCCGGUCUCAUCACCGGGCUGACGGACAGACAGAGAGGGGGUACAUCGAGCAGGCGACAAAGGACUGACCAUGGAGCCCAUCAGCCGGUUGCAGCCAGCAGUCAGGAAGUGUCUCCUUCCGUGAUAGACGGCCACCAUGGAGCUGAGAUAACCUCUUCCUCUUUUCUUCACCAAUCACGGCUCCGGGUCUGAUAUUAUCAUGGGUGUGUGGCGUGGUCUUCGAGUGGCGUUCAUCCUGGGGUCUUUGUUUAUGAUCCUGCUCAUCAUUGUCUACUGGGACGAUGUUGGUGGCUUCAGCCUCUACCCACUGCAGGACCCCAAACACCAGUCGCUUCAAUCCGAUUCCUGCCCUUGGACAACUGCAGGCCCUUCGCUUUCUACUUCCACCCAGAUCAGUUCCUCUUUCACCGCCCCCACCACCACUUCCAGUACAAAAGUCAUCCCUGAGGAUACGAGGGCUGCAGCUGGCAAACAAGAACAGGAAGAGGAGGAGGAGGAAAAACAAGAGCAUGAGAAGAUGGAAACAAGGGAGGAUGAGAAAAAAGAGAGGAGUCAUACUUCUGUCAAUGAUAGGGAACAGGAGAGGAGGAAGCAGAGGAUCAUGGAUGUUUGUUCGGGAGAGGACACUGUGGAAUUCCCUGGAAGGACUCGGCCGUUUGAGCAGAUCCCCAACAGGGAGCUGGAUCACCUUAUAGUGGACGAUACGCACCAGAUUAUCUACUGCUACGUUCCCAAGGUGGCGUGCACUAACUGGAAGAGAGUGAUGGUGGUUUUGUCUCAGUCUUUGAUCUCACCUUCCUCAGGAAAACCUUACACUGACCCAGAGGCUGUUCCUCCGGACCUCGUACACAACUCCACUCUCCAUCUCACUUUCGCCAAGUUUUGGCGCCAUUAUGGUUCUCUGUCCCGCCACCUGAUGGCACUCAAGCUCCAGCGGUACACCAAGUUUCUCUUUGUGCGAGACCCUUUUGUACGUCUCAUCUCUGCCUUCAGGAACAAGUUUGGAAGGCCCAACGAGGACUUCUACAAGCAGUUUGGUUCAGUCAUGCUGCGUCGUUAUGGUAAUGUCUCUGGGAGUUUGCCAGACACAGCAGCUGAGGCGUUUGCAGCAGGAAUCAAACCGACUUUUCAGCAAUUUAUCACAUACCUUUUAGAUCCAGAGACUGAGAGGGAGAGUAUCUUCAACGAACACUGGCGACAGGUGUAUCGUCUGUGCCAUCCAUGCCAAGUCAAGUAUGACUUCAUUGGACGACUAGAGACCCUUGAAGCUGACGCAGAUCACCUGCUGAAGCUUCUGGAGGUGGAUCAUCUGCUCCACUUCCCUUCAGGGGCCCGAAACCGAACUGCAGCCAGCUGGGAAAGAGACUGGUUUGCACAGAUUCCCAUAACAAUGAGGAGGGAACUGUACAAGCUGUACGAACCAGACUUUAAGCUGUUUGGUUAUCCCAAACCUGACAGUGUACUCCAUUAGUAAUCUGCACAGAGCCAAAGGCCUGGGCACUGCACUGUGUGUAGAGCCUACAACUCACCUACGUGCCUUUAAAGACCAGUCUACGAUGCUGUUUGUUUCAUUUGUUUUGUGCAUACCUCAAAAUGACAAAAGUGCCUGCCAGUGUUAUUUUAUUUUUGUCAUCACUUCAUAUCUGAAGCACACCGCAUACAAGCUACGGUAUCCCCAGUCUGUUUCCCCAUGUAAAGGCACUUUGAAUAGUAUUUUGUGAAUAGUAUUUUGGUAAGUCAUGGGGAAAGGACUAGGGCUAACUGUUAGCUGACAUUUCUGAGGGGAAAUAUGUUGCAGGAAAAUAAAGUGUUUUCAUAAAUGUUUCA
Molecule: messenger RNA, 1899 nt
Organism: Lates calcarifer (barramundi perch)
Lineage: Eukaryota; Metazoa; Chordata; Actinopteri; Centropomidae
Product: carbohydrate sulfotransferase 12
Biological process (GO): carbohydrate biosynthetic process; proteoglycan biosynthetic process
Cellular component (GO): membrane
Molecular function (GO): sulfotransferase activity
Source: RefSeq, a predicted model, not a curated record